AUAGCUGAUCUUUGCAUUACUAGAUCUACCCGCUGAAUACCGCAAGCAUGCUCAUUCCUCGCCUUUCGAGAUCUCUGGCGCUGCCUCGUGCCGGACCUUCCUUGGGUGUCCGCCGAGGGUUUCACGUCGCACCGAUCCGACUCGACCUCGAUCGAUCAGCGGCAUCAGCUUCCUCGUCUACGCCUCAGGGAGAAGAUAUUCCAGCGAGGCUGAUAGGGACACGGGAAGAGAUUGAGAGGAAGAAAGUAUUGGCGAGGGACAAGUACAAGGCUCAGCUCGAGAAGCGGAUGAAGGAGGAAAAGGUCUCAUCGAUCGAUGAUCUGAGAGCUAGGAUCGCGCUCAAAAUGAAGAAGGAUGUCAAGCCUGCAACGACAACGGGUUCAGGUGUCGAGGCGGAUUCAGCAGCGAACGCGUCCCCAUCCGCCUCGAGUCCGUCGCCUGCCAAACGGAAACCAGCUGCCAAGCAGGAUGAUGCUCAGGUCAACAACGAUCGAGCCGGGAUCAAGCCGCUCUCGCAGAUCCUGAAUCUCCCCCUGAUCUACUCGUCCCCGCAUACCACCUCUCAAAUCUCUUCCCUCUGGCAAGCCUAUCACUCCGCCCACCCAACGCUCGCACCCACCUUCCUCUCGGCUUCGAUCCCGCCAGGGACGUAUGCGAGCAUGGUCGAGCUCGCCAAACAACAUCCGGUCUUCUUGCUCCCUCUGCCCAGAGAACAAGAGGGCGGCAAGGUCGGCGGAGGGGAGGCGAGUUGGGAGAUGUUCUUCUUGCAAUGGACGUUCCACCCGACGCCGUCCGUCAACCACGAGGAUGUGGAUUCGACCGGCAGGACACGCGAGGUGGAGAGACAACCGGCUUCGUCGGUCAUGUUCACCUCGUUGGAGGAAUACAAGCAAAAGGGCGAGUGGGCCCGUCCAUGGUUGGUACUCACCCACUACCCGGACCUGCACAACAAUCCCCUCGGACACCCUGCUCCUUCCGAACCCAACGUGGACGCCAAGGGUAAAGCGGAGGUGGUCAUCGACCCGACCGCGCCCCCACAAGCUCACCCGGUCGUACUCAUGCGAGGGGAGAUCUCGCCGUCGUCCACCAAAUCCCCCGUGUCGUCGCCAUUACCGUCAACAGACCUCGCGUUGACGCAAGCCGAGGCGCAGUUGUUGGCGCUCGGUCUGCAGAGGUUUUACUGUUCGACGGUACAAGUCGGCAGGGAAAGUGACGUGGCGAGACGGGAGAGGGAAGAGAGGGAAGCGUUGUUGAGAGGAUUCGGGAAGGAGGGUUGGGAUUGGAACGCAUUGGUCAGGCUGGCCUUUGGCGGGAUGGUAUGAGCGUCGGCGGGAACGUAUAGACGAUGUGCAUAGAAUGGGUACUGUAUCAUUUAGCACGGACGACGGUGAUGUUCACAAUCAUGCCAACAAUGGGCGGUCACGUCGGACUGCAAGUU
Molecule: messenger RNA, 1438 nt
Organism: Filobasidium floriforme
Lineage: Eukaryota; Fungi; Basidiomycota; Tremellomycetes; Filobasidiales; Filobasidiaceae
Product: ATP11 protein-domain-containing protein
Exons: 3
Coding region: 48-1322 (424 amino acids)
Biological process (GO): mitochondrial proton-transporting ATP synthase complex assembly
Cellular component (GO): mitochondrion
Source: RefSeq, a predicted model, not a curated record